AUGAAUUUCGUGUGUGAUGCUCACUGCCAUCCAGCAGAUCACUUGCUGCGAGGAAGGAUCGAUGAAAUUAUCAGCGAGUCUGUGAAAGCUGGUUUGACAUUCAUCGUGGGAGUGUCUGAACGGUAUGAAGAUGCCGUAGCUCUUCUAGCCCUCUCGGAGCGUUAUCCCCAAAUACGCCCUUGUAUUGGACUACACCCAUGGUAUGUCCAUGAAGAAAGCUUGGAUGCGAUGAUUCAGCUCAUCGAAGAUAAUCAUGAUCGACUUGCUGGAAUUGGAGAGAUCGGGUUGGAUUUUGCCCAGCGAAUUCUGUCUCAAUCGCCCAGCAUGAAAGAGUUGCAAAUGGAGGCGUUUGUGCGCCAAAUUACUGUUGCAAAGAAGUACAAUCUUCCAGUCAAUAUCCACUCGCGUUAUGCAGGCCACUACUGCAUUGAUGUGCUCAUACAGCAAGGAGUGACGAAAGCACUGCUUCAUGCGUACGACGGCAACCUGAAAUCCGUAAAGAAGGCAUUGGCUGCCGGAUACUACUUUUCGAUUCCAGCCUCUGUAAGGGAUGACGAGUCUUUCCAACGCCUUGCCAAAAAUAUUCCACUUUCCAAUAUGCUAUUAGAAACAGAUUCCCCUGCACUGAGCAUUGAUAAAGAAACUUAUUCCUUGGGAAACGUAAUCUGGUAA
Molecule: messenger RNA, 672 nt
Organism: Blastocystis hominis
Lineage: Eukaryota; Bigyra; Opalinata; Blastocystidae
Exons: 3
Coding region: 1-672 (223 amino acids)
Molecular function (GO): hydrolase activity, acting on ester bonds
Source: RefSeq, a predicted model, not a curated record